CCAGUCCACUUCGCCAUGUCGCCCGCACCACCGCAACCAAUCCUCCGCCCGCGCCCCUGCAUCUCCUCCUUCACCUCCCCACGGCGGCGGUCCCCACGACCCCGCCCGUGCAGGCUCGCGGCGGCGCGCGAGAUGCCGUGGCCGCACGUGCUCACGGUGGCGGGCUCCGACUCCGGCGCCGGCGCCGGCAUCCAGGCCGACCUCAAGGCCUGCGCCGCCCUGGGGGCAUACUGCUCCACCGUCAUCACCGCCGUCACCGCCCAGAACACCGCCGGCGUCCAGGGGGUCCAUCUCGUGCCGGAGGAAUUCAUCCGGGAGCAGCUCAACUCGGUUCUCUCCGACAUGUCGGUGGAUGUGGUGAAAACAGGAAUGCUCCCUUCAGCUGGAAUUAUCCAAAUUCUGUGUGAGAGUCUCAGGAAGUUUCCAGUCAAAGCUUUAGUGGUGGAUCCAGUUAUGGUGUCCACAAGUGGAGAUAGUCUUUCAGAUCCAUCUACUCUCACGAACUAUAGGGAUGAACUAUUUGCUAUGGCUGAUAUAGUCACCCCAAAUGUGAAAGAAGCGUCAAAAUUACUUGGAGGUGUGUCUUUGCACACUGUUUCUGACAUGCGUGAUGCAGCAGCAUCCAUUUACAAGUUUGGUCCCAGAUGUGUACUUGUGAAAGGCGGGGACAUGCCAGAUUCGUCAGAAGCUAUUGACGUAUUUUAUGAUGGUAAGGAAUUCGUCGAGCUUCGUGGACAUCGUAUAAAGACGCGUAACACACACGGAACUGGUUGCACUUUAGCUUCAUCUAUAGCGGCCGAGUUAGCAAAAGGUUCAACAAUGCUGCAUGCUGUUCAGGUGGCAAAGAAGUAUGUGGAAUCUGCUCUUCAUCACAGUAAAGACCUUGUCAUUGGAAAUGGACCUCAAGGCCCUUUCGACCACCUUUUCAGGCUCAAGUGUCCUCCAUACAAUAUCGGCUCACACCAAAGCUUCAAUCCAGAGAGCCUCUUCCUGUAUGCAGUGACAGAUUCUAGGAUGAACAAAAAGUGGGGACAUUCAAUAAAAGAUGCCGUGAAAGCUGCCAUCGAAGGAGGCGCCACCAUCGUCCAACUGAGAGAAAAAGAUGCUGAAUCACGAGAGUUCCUGGAGGCUGCCAAGGCCUGCAUGGAGAUCUGCAAGUCCAGUGGAGUGCCACUGCUGAUCAACGACCGUGUAGACAUUGCCCUGGCAUGCAACGCAGAUGGUGUUCAUGUUGGCCAGUCAGAUGUUUCAGCACGGGAGAUUCGGGAGCUCCUAGGACCGGGCAAAAUCAUCGGUGUCUCGUGCAAGACCCCUGCUCAAGCCGAGCAGGCCUGGAACGACGGGGCGGACUACAUCGGAUGCGGGGGUGUCUUCCCGACCACGACGAAGGCGAACAAUCCGACAUUGGGAUUCGAAGGGCUGAAGACCGUCUGCCUGGCUUCGAAGUUGCCCGUGGUGGCCAUUGGCGGCAUCAACGCGACCAAUGCAGGUUCGGUGAUGGAGCUUGGUAUCCCGAAUCUCAAAGGCGUGGCUGUGGUCUCCGCGCUUUUUGAUCGUGAAUGUGUGAUGACGGAGACGAGGAACCUCAGUUCUAUCUUGACCAAUGCGGUUUGCUCGGUUUAGAUCUUAGAGCUAGUUUCUUUUGGUUCAGUUUGUUUAGAAAGAAUAAGCCUUUAGUUUCGUUUGAGUGUUGCUGGUUCUCUUUGGCAACCAGAAACAAAAUAAAGAUUUGUAGUCAUCCACCAACAAUUCAGAAUGGUGAUUACAUGGUGCUGUGGUACAAUGUAUUUGCAUCAGUUUGAUACGCAAAAUUGCUGUCUAUGGAGAUGCAAGGUAUUUGUGUUUUUAAA
Messenger RNA from Lolium perenne, 1850 nucleotides. Its product is annotated as probable thiamine biosynthetic bifunctional enzyme, chloroplastic. Gene Ontology annotation, biological process: thiamine biosynthetic process. NCBI's taxonomy places the organism in Eukaryota, Viridiplantae, Streptophyta, Magnoliopsida, Poales, Poaceae. Gene Ontology annotation, cellular component: chloroplast. The record is from RefSeq and is a predicted model, not a curated record. Gene Ontology annotation, molecular function: hydroxymethylpyrimidine kinase activity; phosphomethylpyrimidine kinase activity; thiamine-phosphate diphosphorylase activity.